Messenger RNA from Oncorhynchus kisutch (coho salmon), 3530 nucleotides. Its product is annotated as transcription factor AP-1-like. The record is from RefSeq and is a predicted model, not a curated record. Gene Ontology annotation, molecular function: RNA polymerase II cis-regulatory region sequence-specific DNA binding; DNA-binding transcription factor activity, RNA polymerase II-specific; transcription factor binding. Lineage: Eukaryota; Metazoa; Chordata; Actinopteri; Salmoniformes; Salmonidae. The transcript has a single exon. Gene Ontology annotation, cellular component: transcription regulator complex. Gene Ontology annotation, biological process: regulation of cell population proliferation; regulation of transcription by RNA polymerase II; regulation of cell cycle. The coding region runs from base 2048 to 2998 and encodes 316 amino acids.
UUUUUGGGCUUAUGUGUGUUUGAUCUGUCUCUGUGACUGUGUGCAUGACUAUGGUAUUGGAACUUUGUUGUUGAAUCCAUUUGUUGUUAGUAUCAUUAUCGUGACAGGAGGAACAGACUUUCCAAAAUAUUCCAAUCUGGAAUUCACACUGAAGGUGUCAAUAUCUCCAAAUGGUGGUGGUUGUUCUGCUGUCAAGGCAACCUGAAGACAAGUGUGUCAUCUCAGGGUUGAUCUCACAGCAAGGACAGAGCAGAGACAAUACCAGUGCUAUCAGUGUAUGAGUUUGCUUGAGACUGAGGAGCAACACUGAGGCCCAUUGAGAUCUACUGGGACUGGAAGGAGUUUCUCCACACAUGGUAUAUUAUAGACAGAUCAUAAGACAUAUUUCCAUCUAUUCAGGGAAAUAAUGAAAAACGUAGUUCGAGAGUUUACAUUCAGUAAUGCUAAUACCUAGGAUAUGCAUUUGCAUGGUAGUACCUAUGUAAUUACAGUGUAGAAACACAUUGUUGCUACAUACAGGUAACUGCCAAAAUAAUGGAAGCACUUGAGGGAUGCAAAGUACUGUAUAUUGAAGACAGGUUCUUCCACACAGGUGUGGUUCCUGGGUUAAUUAAACAAUGAACAUCCCAUCAUGCUUAGGAUCAUGUAUAUCAUGUAUAUUAUUUUGGCUUCCAUUUCUUUGUCCGCAUAGGAUGAGAAUGCCCCCAUCCACAGGGCACGAAUGGUCAAUGAAUGGUUUGAUGAGCAUGAAAACGAUGUAAACCACAUGCCCUGGUCAUUUCAGUCACCCGAGCUCAACCCAAUUGAACACUUAUGGGAGUUUUCCACCACCAUCAACAAAACACAAAAUUAUGGUAUUUCUUGUGGAAGAAUAGUGUUGCAACCUUCCGAUAGAGUUCCAGACACUUGUAGAAUCUAUGCCAAGGUGCAUGGAAGCUGUUCUGUCUCGUGGUGGCCCAACACCCAAAUAAGACACUUUGUGCUGGUGUUUCCUUUAUUUUGGCAGAUGCCUACCUGCUAUACCUAUACUUGAAGCAACCCUUAAAAUGUGAGGCACAAUGUUCUAUUUGAUAUUCAUUUGAACAUUUUCCUUCCCCUAUAUAACCAAUGCAGAAUGGAUCACCUGAAAAGCAAAAAAAAAAAAAAACGUAUUACUUGUUUAAAAAAACAUAUCUUUCUCUGGGUAAUUGUGUUAGUAUAUAAUUUCCCAUUUUUUGCAUGAAAUAUAGCUCAGUAUUUGAAUUAUUUAUUUGAUAUCGUUUUUUUGCGAAUCUUUAUCAAGGGUGACAAUAAUUUGUGUGGUGACUGUGGUGCCAAAUUGCCACGCUUCCACCUACAAAGUCAAAGAGCAAAAGAAGGAAAGCAAAUAUUGUGAAAGCUGUUAUUCAAAAGAAAAUCUAGUCAACCUGAUUAAGAUUUGGUUGCGAAAUAGAGCGGGUAACAAUAUUUUCAAAAACAAUACGUAAUCCCAGAGGACACCGCUCCUUUUACUGCAUUACCUAAUCCCAUCAACCAUUGCGGGAGGCGGGAACAAUGCUGGUUGUCCACGCAACGUGCAUGUCAUUACAAAAAGUAACGCCCAUCACAUCAUCUCAAACCAAUAGGAAGCCUUAGAAAUUACAUCAUUGUUAUUUUCAGUGUAGCAGCAGCAUAGAAGUGGAUAAAGUUCGUCUCCACGUUGGAAGUGCUAGAAAGUACAUUGUAUCGAGUGAGAUACAGCAUCUGCUUAGAAAAGAAAAGCUUUAUUUCAGUUGGCAAAUCGAAUAAAACAAUUCUUAAUUGAAAAGACGUAUAUCGAUUGAGGAAGUGAAUAUUUUUGUUUGAUACUAUUCUUCUUUUAUCAAGUCUCAAGAAAAGUUUCCACGUAGGACAUCAAAAGUUGUCCUCCGUCUUGAGUUUCGAAUAUUAGUCUACUUGUCCUAAAAUUGUCAAAAGAUUGGGGACAUCGGAUUGCAGUUUAUCACUCCAAAUUGUUUAUUGCAAUUUCAACAGUUGAUGCGUUUAUUUUUUCCCAACAACUAUCUUCGAGAUAAAGACCAGUCAAUUGAUGCCCACCAAAAUGGAAGCUACAUUCUAUGACGAAUCGGUAAAUGGUCAGCAAGGCGCCGUGGGUGGAUAUCAUGGGUUUAACCCGAAUAGUAUGAAGCAGAGUAUGACACUGAACCUCAACGACCCUAAAAUGUUUAAACCUCAUCUGCGGGCGAAAGCUAUCGAUAUACUGACGUCCCCUGAUGUGGGAUUAUUAAAACUGGCCUCUCCGGAAUUGGAAAGGCUCAUCAUCCAGUCCUGCAAUGGUUUGACGACUCCGACCCCAACUCAGUUCCUCUGUCCCAAGAACAUCACCGACGAGCAAGAGGGUUUUGCUGAGGGUUUCGUGAGGGCGCUCGCGGAGCUUCAUUAUCAACAGCAUAUGCCUAAUGGCAGUUGUGACUCUCAGACGAAUGCUUCCAACGACAUGGCAUCCGCAUCUACUGUAUUGGACAGUCCUAUACCCUACAGCUGCACCGUGCGCCCCGAGCCACCGGAAUACACAAACUUGGGCCUUUUCAAUCGGGCUGUCAGCUCUGCGUCGGCACCUACCGGCGACAGACACUCUUCCGCCAGUUACACGUCCGUCCCGUCCCAAACCCACAUCGAGACCCAGCUGCCAGCCCAGCACCCACGGCUACAGCCAUUCAAAGAGGAGCCACAGACGGUGCCCGAGAUGAGCGGCGAUACCCCUCCGAUGUCUCCUAUCGACAUGGAGAGCCAGGAGAGGAUAAAGGCCGAGAGAAAGCGCAUGAGGAACAGGGUGGCCGCGUCUAAAUGCCGGAAAAGGAAGCUGGAGAGGAUCUCGAGGCUGGAGGACAGGGUCAAAAACCUGAAGACGCAACACACAGAGUUGGUCUCUUCUGCCAACGUGCUCCGGGACGAACUGGCACUGCUCAAACAGAAGGUCAUGGACCAUGUUAACAGCGGGUGCCAACUCAUAUUGACGCAGCAGCUCCAGGCGUUCUGAACAGCCAUAAGACAUUGCGGUUUGAGUGAGAGACUUUUCGUUAUGGGACCAAACGCAGCUCAUAUAGGGGCGUGUUCUUCGUCUUUGCGCCCUGACAGAAUGGCGACAAGAAAAAUAUACGUAUUCGUGGAAUAAAUGGGCUAGUGGUGGCUACGGCCAACAAACAGUGGCAAUGCCUGUUGAUCGAUUACGAGUUCUGACAUUGUCUAGUAUGUAUAUAGACCAAGUCUAGCACUGAGUUUUCUUACCAGCGACACGUUGUACAAUGUAACACUAUAACGUUACGAGACAUUGCUUUAUUGACACACCUUGUGCGAGGAUUGACCCAGAGGUGUUUGUACAAGGACUGACACAAAGCUGCCUUACUUUCUUAACAUUUACAUUAAUACCAUUUUGUGAAAAGGUUCAAACAAUUGUUAGACCUGAAUGAAUACUUUAUCAUAAUACUAUUUUUAUGCCUGUCUUUUGAGCACUUCAGAAAAUACAAAUAUACGACAAAUACAAUGUGGAAUAAAAAGUCAUGAAUUGAGAA